Molecule: messenger RNA, 915 nt
Organism: Echinococcus granulosus
Lineage: Eukaryota; Metazoa; Platyhelminthes; Cestoda; Cyclophyllidea; Taeniidae
Product: Transmembrane protein 45B
Exons: 3
Coding region: 1-915 (304 amino acids)
Source: RefSeq, a predicted model, not a curated record
AUGGGUACGUUUGCUGGCCACGCAUUGCCGGGAAGUUUUUUCCUAAUGUUUGGUAUCUGGUCUACCAUAUUUCAGUUAAAAAAAUACUACAGAAGGAAGAAGUACGAGCUCGGAUUCUCUGGCUAUCCCGAACCUAUCUAUAAGAACCAAUUCACCACCCCCAUUCGUUGUUCUGAGCGUGGAUGCUGUUGCAAGGGCGGAGAAUUCCCUUUGGAUUCUCUCCUGAAAGUUAUCUGUUGCGGCAUCGGUAUUAUCGGUGAAGUAUACACAGGAUUUCAUGACGGAAAGUUCACGUACCUCACUAAUGCCCAACAUUCGACAAUGUUCGCCAUGUUCAUGCUCGCUGGCAUCUUUGAGUUAUUGAAUUUUUACAAAAUUUUUAGUUUUUUCAGAUGCUGCGAUUACUUCUUCAACUUCCUUGCCAUUGUAACCGAAUGCGUUCUCUUUGCUUUCCAUUUGCACGGAAGAACUCCCACAGAUAUCUACGUGCACACUAUUCUUAUCUACGUUUUGAUUGUUCUCAUCGUAGUCGGUCUCUGUGAAGUAGUUUUUCUCCACUCACUCACAGCUGGUCUCCUUCGCUCCGUCAUAGUCAUAGCUCAGGGAUCCUGGUUCUGGCAAGUUGGAGCCAUCCUCUAUCCCCCACUACCCUCUCUCCCAGCCUGGGAUGAACUGGCAAUUGAGAGCAUUCCUCGUUCAACCAACAUCUUCAUCUGGCAUGUGAUUUGCGUUUUUGGAUUUGUUUGUCUUAUAGCCGCCAUAAUGGGCAUCCCACUGCGGAAUCCUCCGGCCAACGCAAGCGUCAACAGAGCCUAUCAGCGACGUUUGCUCGCUGAGGAAGGCGCUGUCGACUCGGACAACAGUGGCAGUGAAACGGAGAUCCUUGAAAUGCGUCAAUGGAAAACGAAUUACUAA